AUGGUUCUCAUCGAAAGCCUCUUUACUCUGUGUAGGAGUCAGAGAGGCAAGAGCGAGCGAGCGAGCUGUACUAUUCUCCUCCGUCUGUAUGAGCGUCUGUGGUCGUACUACGCUGACUUGCGACACCACGUAUCGAUAGACGCUGCCCAUAGAUUCGAGAUUUGCAUUAACUACAUCCAAUACCACUGUGCGUUGGCAGUAUCUCCAUCGCCGUAUGACUUGCCCUAUCUCAAGGCGUCGCUUGAACUGACCAAGGUUCUUGAGAUGGGAGACACAACUCUUCGUAGGCCUGUCGAUAUAUACGACAAGCUGAAUGAGAUCUUUCUGGGUCUGUCAGGCUCGGAUGAGGCUUUCAUUGAGUUUUUGCGCCUUGUUGAGGAACGAUUGAGUAUUCUCAUGUCAAGCAAACCUCUGCUUAUGACAGAGAAGAGACCAUCCCCAUCAAGUCUUAGAGACAGUAUGCAAAGAAGCACGGCUACGGUCAUGUGCGCAGUAUCUCCAGCUUGA
This is a messenger RNA of Fusarium sp. VM40, 507 nucleotides long. The record is from the annotation of a GenBank genome assembly. Lineage: Eukaryota; Fungi; Ascomycota; Sordariomycetes; Hypocreales; Nectriaceae.